Closterium sp. Naga37s-1 is the source of this 5130-nucleotide messenger RNA. The record is from the annotation of a GenBank genome assembly. NCBI's taxonomy places the organism in Eukaryota, Viridiplantae, Streptophyta, Zygnematophyceae, Desmidiales, Closteriaceae.
AUGGAGGACUGCGGUGCCCCGCCGUUGUCAUCCACGUUUCUUCUGCCCCCGUCUCGCGUUUCCCGGCUUCUCCUGGCAACUGCUUCCGCAUCCCCGAGUCGAACACCCUCUGCGUCGAUUGCCAUGACUCCCUCCUCUCCCACUGGUGUAGCACCUGCCUCAGAAGCCUCCGCUUCCGCUCCUGCCUCUCGUGCGGUUGCUGCGGCUGCUUCGAUUUCGCCUCUCUCGUUCUCGCUGAUGUCAGCGGCGGCAUUAUCGACAACAGCAGCAAAUGCAUCGGAACCGUCUGCUUUCCCUCGACUCUACGAGCAUUCCUCGGUCGCCACGCCGACACUCCAUUGGUUGGCUGCUGCACCUAUCACCUCCUUGGCACCCAAUGCCACGUCUCUGGACACUAGUCCUCUACAUGCCAAGCCUCCCAUUGACGACCCUCCGAACUUCAUGUUCUCGAACCUCACCCCUCCCAACCUUGCGCAUCCCAACGAUGCGCUGGUUGAUGUGGACACGUAUGCUACUGGUAGAGCAUUCACAGUACAACCCAACAGCUUCAACCAUCUUCUCGCACCUAUACUCGCCCUCACCCCUCCCCAGGCGGCAGCUGUAUUAGCCAGGCUCAUGUAUAUGCAAUCUAAUCUUGGAGCUACACCAGGGUCACAUCCUGGUGGUGUGACAGCCACGAUGGCAGCUGAAACAGAGCCUCAGCCAAACAGCGCGUUAAGAACGGCAGGCACGGGUACAGUAACGCCGGCAGUACAGUACACCGACGCCACGCCCUUAGGCGUGCUUGACAGCCGGCCGAAGCUGGGCUUUAAGGGAAUAUCUGGGAAGCGGCAGCUGGUGGCCGGCGUGAACCGUGCUUACAGCGGUACUCAGUUCGACCCUUGGAUUCCCGACUCUGCUGUGUGCGUUGGAAGGCUCUACAUUGUACAGAUCGUCAACUACGCCAUUGUGAUUUACAACAAGCGGGGCAAGAUAGUUCGCCUGCCCCAACCACUCAACGAGUUCUUCGGAGUGAUGCCAGCCAAUUCCACCCGCCCAGGCGACUUUAUCAACAAGGCCACGUGCGUCUUUGACGCCUCGUCAGGCCGAUUCUUCCUCGCUGCUGCAUGGCUCUCGGGUGGGUAUCGCAACAAGUGGGACCGGUUUGGGCAGACGCGGAGGAACGCGGAUGGGAGCACAUCGGGCUAUGGCAUAGUGGUGGCGGCCUCCUCCUUCCUCACGCCCUUGAUGGCUUGGAAUGUCUCCUUCAUUCCCUCCAGCAACGACGGGGUCAAGUCGCACAACGACACGGCUCCCCCGCUGAGAUACCCCGGCAGGGUCUACUGGGGAGCGACCCCUCGCAUCACGGUGGACCGCUACGGGGUGUACCUCACCACCCGGCAGUAUGCCAUGCAGGGGAAGCUGGGACGCUUCGUCGGCAGCAACAUAUAUGCGAUCCACAAGCCCAAGCUCUACGUCCGCUCCUCCAAGCGAGUGGUGCGCUUCGCCAUCCCCAUGAUCAACUACAACAGCUUCCCUGUCUUCGGCCUCGAGCCGCAGUCCCCCCGCGUGCCGCGCCUCUCCCGCUUCAAAGGCCAAGUCACAGUCUUCUUCGGCUGCAUCGACAUCUCCUUCACCUCCCCCCUCCCCCACACCUCCCUCGCACUCUGGUCCCUCUCCGAUACCUCCUCUCUCAUGCUCCCACACCCGACUCUCCGGCUCCGCUACUCUAUCAUCGACACUCCCGCGUAUUACGAUUCUGACUAUGCCAAGCAGAAGGCCGGCCCGCCACCGUAUGAUACCCCCCAGGAUGUGGUUCCUCCGACGUCCACGUCUGUAGCGUGGUUCAAGGGGCAUGUGUGGAUGGCGUUUCCGUCCGGCUACAGCCUGGAUCCUACGUCGGUGCCGUCUGUAGCGCUGGUAAAGCUGCAGCCGUUCCUGCGGGGGAAGAGGACGUUUCCAACCCUGGUGAAGAAGUUUGGGAUUUAUGGAGUGCCAGGGCAGAGCCUGCUGAGCCCUCCUGCAUCGCGCACUAGCAGCGGAAGGUCGGAAAACCGCGCGGAAAUCCUUCCCCGCAGCGGAAGCGGAAGCUUGCGCGGGGAGACGGGGCUCGUGCGGAGCGCAAGCAAGGGCGAGGACGUGGCGGCGCACGGAAACGCGCUUGCGCUGGUCCCCGUGGGCGGAGGGUGGGGGGAGAUGCUGAACCAGGCGCGGGGCGGAGCGGGGGGGCUGAUGGUUCCCGCGGCAAUGGCGCAAGAGAGCUCUGACGUGGUGAUGGGGAUACUGUGGAAGUGGGUCAAUCUGGGGCGCGGCUGGGGCAUGCGUCUGUUUAUCCUGGAAGGGGGCGCUCUGUCCUUCUUCAAAUUGGACGGUCCAGAUAAGGCCAUCGUGCUUCACGAGCUGCAGCGGCGGCCGGGCGCGCGACUGAUCGGCGACGAGAUUCGUCGCUACGUGCGAAUCGAGCGCGAGAACGGCGUGCUGGCGACGUCGCUGGGCGUGCUGGGCGACAGAACGCCGCACGGGCAGAUCGAGCUCCACGUGUCAACCAUCCGCGCGAGCACGACGGACAACCGAAAGUUUUACGUGUUCGGGCACAGAACGCUGGGUCUUAGAACGGAAUCCAAAGCGGGGCGGUCGCUUUGGAUGGAAGCCAUAGAAAACGCGCGCGUGAACCUAAUUAAGAGGCUCCACGCGGCGCCGAAUAAGGUGGACGUGUCGUCGCACGUGUGCUUCGACGCGGUUAGGACGUACAUGCAGCGGAACGGGGUGGAAGAGGAGAUUAUAAGCGGCGUUGAGGAGCUAGUUCGGAGGAAGGUGGUGGUGCGGCUCGAGACUAAGUUAAGGGAGGAGCAGAGGAAGCGGUUACAGCUGCUGACGCUGCUGCGGCAACUCGAGGCGGAGAAGGUGGAGCUGGAAACGGCAGUGGUGGACGAGAAGAGGCAGCAGGGCCAACCCAGCAGCAGCGCCAUGCUACGUGAGUGCACGGGAAUGUGUGAGACAGCAGUGCAUCCAGCCGCUCUAACCCAAUUCUCUCCUCUCUCCUCCUCAUUCCCCCUCUCAAUCUCCACCCACACCAUUCCCCCUCACAUUCCUCCCUCACCCCCUCUUCCCGCAACCUCCUUCCCCCAGUGGGCGAGGAGGACGACGAUGCAGACAGCACUGGGCGAGGAGGACGACGAUGCAGACAGCACGUUCAACGACGACGAUGGGGACGACGAGGGGGAUGACGACCCGGGCGCGCUGGCCGUUGGCGGGGGCGGCAGGGCGCGGAAGCAGCCGCGGCUGACGUCGACGGUGCGGGAUACGGACGAGGACGAGGGGGACACGGACAGCGACUGCGAGGCGAUGACCGAGUUCGCGGGGCAGGGCAUGGUGAAACGCGUGCUGGAUAUCGAGGAGGUGAGCUGUUUGGGAGGGGAAAAGGGGACGAGGGGGAGGUGGAGGUGUUGGGGAAAAGGGGGGAUGGGCAAGGGCAUGGGCAGGCAGGGCAUGGUGAGACGCGUGCUGGAUAUCGAGGAGGUGAGCUCUGCUAGGGGCGAGCCUGUGGUCCGUGCUCAAGGAGUGCAUGGGCAAGGACAGUUCAAGGUGGGGUUCAGCUACCCGCACGUGCCGCGGAGAAUGAAGCUCCCCGAUCCAGAGGAGGAGGAGAAGCCUCUGAGCCUGUGGUCCGUGCUCAAGGAGUGCAUGGGCAAGGACAUGUUCAAGGUGGGGUUCAGCUACCCGCACGUGCCGCGGAGAUUGAAGCUGCCCGACCCGGAGGAGGAGGAGAAGCCUUUGAGCCUGUGGUCCGUGCUCAAGGAGUGCAUGGGCAAGGACAUGUUCAAGGUCUCGCUGCCCGUUAGCUUCAACGAGCCGCUCAGCUCGAGCCAGAAGUACCUCGAGAUGCUCGAAUACUCGUGGCUGCUGGAUAGAGCUGCGGAGUACGGCCGGAGGGGCAACCGGUUGAUGCGAGCAGCACAUGUGGCGGCGUUUGCAGUCUCACGAUACUCAGGCAACGAUGGGCGCAUGCACAAGCCCUUCAACCCUUUCUUUUCUCCCGUCGCCGCUCUCCCUCCCUCACAAGCAGGGCAACCGGUUGAUGAGAGCAGCACACGUGGCAGCAUUCGCAGUGUCACGAUAUUCAGGCAACGAUGGGCGCAUGCACAAGCCCUUCAACCCGCUGCUGGGGGAGACCACCGAAGGGGACUAUCCCGACAAAGGCAUCCGUUACAUCUCCGAGUCGGCAACGAUGGGCGCAUGCACAAGCCCUUCAACCCGCUGCUGGGGGAGACCACCGAAGGGGACUAUCCCGACAAGGGCAUUCGUUACAUCUCCGAGUCGGUGGUGCACUAUCCGCCAAUGAUAGCCUGGCACGUGGACGGCACAGGGUGGAAGUUCUGGGGCGACGUGUGCCCCAAGAUUCGAUUCUGGGGGCCGUCCAUCCAGCUGGACCCUGUGGGCGUGCUGACUGUGCAGUUUGACGAUGGAGAGACGUACGCGUGGAGCAAUGUGACGGUGCUGAUUCAGAACCUCAUUCUGGGGAAGCCCUUCGUGGAGCACUACGGCACCAUGCGCAUCAAGGGCAACCGCGGCUACUCUGCCCGCCUGCGCUUCAAAGAGCGCUCCACCUUCGACAGGAACCCCCACCAGGUGCGGGGGCUGGUGCAGAACGAGGCAGGGGACGAGCAGGGGACGCUGAUGGGGCGGUGGGACCAGCACAUGCACUACGUGCCGGGGGACCUGACGAGCAAGACAGCCAAGGAGGAGAGCGAGGUGCUGGCCACGGCGCAGCUCAUCUGGAAGAAGAACCCCGUGCCGCCCAACACCAAGUACAAGUUCACGCCCUUUACAAUCACGCUCAACGAGCUCCCUCCCUCGCUCAAGGAGUGUCUGCCCCCCACGGACUCGCGGCUGAGGGAGGACCAGAGGGCACUGGAGGAGGGGCGGUACGACUUUGCCAACCAGGAGAAGUGCCGUCUGGAGCAGCGCCAGCGCAAGGCGCUCAAAGACGGGGAACCAGGGUGGGGCCCACGGUGGUUCAAGCCCUCAGGGCCUAACAACACAUGGCGGUACACUGGGGGUUACUGGGAGCGGCGGGAGAAGCGGGACUGGUCCGGUGUGCUGGACAUGUUUGCGCCGGAGGAGACCGAUGGCGAUGCUAACAAGGCGUAG